ACAAGUUUUAAAAGCAAUUUGGAGCCGGAUUCUUUCAAUGAAAAUCAUAGUGCAAUUCGGAUAUGGUGCAAUGAAACUGAAUGGUUUAUAAGAGAUUUGAAACAAUUAUUACAAUUAGAACACCACCGGCCCUUACAAUCGUCCAAGAGCAGUUAGAAUGUGGAUUGAGCGCUUCGGAUUUAUCAAAAGAAGUACUUAAUGAGUUAGUGUUCUAUUCUCGAGAUUGCAGUUAUAUCUUGAGUUUGCUUGUUGAAAUAUCUCCUUCAAUAAGUAUCAUGUGUUGCGAAAAAAAUAUGGAAUAUGCGAUUAGUAACUUUUACGAUAACGUUCUUGUAGCUCUUUAUGAAUGUGUUCAGCAAUUGAAUGCUGAUUCGAAUUAUUUGGCGCUACUCAACGAUGCCAGAAUUGAUAUACUGCAAGCAUUUCGGUCUAUAAUGUGUCUUAGAUUAAAAGAAAUACUACAAAAUCCUGCAAAACGUUUAGUUUCGGCAGAUAAAAUUAUAUGCAUACUUACGGAAUGUUUGUCCAACAGUAUGUUCGUGAAUGAUUACAAGAAUCAGUAUCAAAUCGAUGUAGAUUUAGAAAUAGUUAAGCAGGCGUACGAUUCCAUCGAUGAAUUUAAAUUUGACUAUAUUCAGCUAGCAUAUACGACGUCUGACGGACCUAGAAAACAGACUUCGUUUGGAUUUGUUAAGGAGGAUGAUUUAUCGCUUAAUUUGGAUAACAUUGACAUAAAAGAUGAAGAGAGAGGAAAUAUUCAACAAAUUGAGAAAAACGUGGAUUCUGUGUUGGAUAUUUUGCCCCAUUUAAGUCCUGAUUAUGUACGAGAAGUUGUUAGUCGUUGCAACAACUUAGAACAGAUAGUUAUUGAUUUACUUGAAAGCAAUCCUACAAGUAAUGCAGAUCAAAUUAGCGUUCCAUUAGACCCACUCGAUGAGUUUUUCGUGCAAACAGGCAUCGAUAGGCUUAAUAUCUACGAUGGCGAUGAGUUUGAUGUAAUGGUUAACAGCAGUGUUACGGGAAUUAUAAAAAAAGGUAAGGGCAUGCCUGGUGAACCAAAAACCUUAAACGAGUUGCUGGAUGACAAAAGUCAUGUAAACCAAAUGCGUCAUUUGUAUCAGCGUUUCGAUCAUAUAUCCGAGCACGAAGAUGCUGCUUUUAAUGAGGAUAUGGUUGAAAGAGAAUCACGUCCUGUAACGGUGUAUAGGGAAAUCAAAAAUAUUGUUGUAAACGAUAUGGAUAACGAAAGUGAAGUUGAUGAUCAGUACAGUGAUACUGAAAUUGAUUCGAAAAAACCAGCUCCACUGACGUUCUGUUUAAAUCCGGAAGUUGCUCGAAAAAGAUAUGAAGAAAAACUUAAUUCAAAAAUGGUUAGGCGUCACGGCACAUCUCAAGCACACCAAGGUGAAAAUGAAGUCCGUGGAAACCCGGAAAAACAAGGUCAAAAUUCAACAGUACUUCAGAACAGGAAAACCAAAAAUAAAAAUAAAGCAUCACGGGCCAAUCACAACAGAAAGCAAGCUGCUAAUUAUAAACGAAGCCGUGGCAUGAUGCCAUCGUAAAAUGUCAUUUGUAGGCCUCCCUGAUCGAGAUAUAUCUUUAAAAUUAAACAUGCCUGAACGGAAUCGACUAAACCGAAAUUACACCCAACUAGCUGUUGCAGUAUUAGAAGUAUCUUAAACAUCAUUCACCAUUUUUCGGCUUGCAUUUUCGCAAGUAAAAAAA
Molecule: messenger RNA, 1725 nt
Organism: Anopheles bellator
Lineage: Eukaryota; Metazoa; Arthropoda; Insecta; Diptera; Culicidae
Product: activating signal cointegrator 1 complex subunit 2
Exons: 2
Coding region: 81-1562 (493 amino acids)
Molecular function (GO): ubiquitin binding
Source: RefSeq, a predicted model, not a curated record